This is a messenger RNA of Hypomesus transpacificus, 1078 nucleotides long. It is a transcript of the gene cops7a, whose product is annotated as COP9 constitutive photomorphogenic homolog subunit 7A. Gene Ontology annotation, cellular component: COP9 signalosome. The coding region runs from base 115 to 927 and encodes 270 amino acids. The transcript has 7 exons. The record is from RefSeq and is a predicted model, not a curated record. Gene Ontology annotation, biological process: COP9 signalosome assembly. NCBI's taxonomy places the organism in Eukaryota, Metazoa, Chordata, Actinopteri, Osmeriformes, Osmeridae.
GUAGCUAGUACAAAACCACACAUUUAUUGGUUGACGUUUGACAGCAGCAAAAAGCCCAAGUGAGUUGUCAACGGAGUAUUUAACGUAAACUUAGAAAUAGCUACACACGGAACGAUGGCAGGGGAGCAAAAUUACUGCAACCAGGUUGAGCAGUUCAUUUUGCAGGCCAAACAUGCUAAAGGACCUGCUCUGAUUGCCCUAAUAAACCAAGUGCUGGAGGCCCCCGGGGUCUAUGUGUUCGGGGAAUUUUUACAGCUUCCAUGCAUUCAAAGGCUAUCUGAAGGUCCAAACGAUGGCUAUUCACAAUUGUUGAACAUGUUUGCCUACGGCACAUACCAUGAUUACAAAGCAUUGAAAAGUUCCCUACCUCCUCUUUCUGAGGCUCAAAAGAACAAGCUGAGACAACUGACUAUUGUAACCCUCGCAGCAAAUACGCAGAUGAUCCCUUACUCUGUGCUCCUGAGAGACCUGGAGGUGGCCAGUGUGCGGGAGCUGGAGGACCUGGUGAUUGAAGCGGUGUACGCGGAAGUCAUCCAAGGGAAGCUGGACCAGGUGAGGCAGCAGCUGGAGGUGGACGGCUGCAUCGGCAGAGACCUCCCCGUGGAGGGCACGGCCUACAUCGCUGACACACUACAGCAGUGGUGCUGCAGCUGUGAGAGUAUCUCUGACUCAAUUGAAAAAGAGGUGGUUAAAGUGAGCCAGUGCAGGAAGAACCACCUCAAAGCCCUGCAGCAGAUACAGACUGAGAUAGGAGACAUCCGCAGGCUAAUCCAGGCCAACCCUACUUCCAUCCAACCCAUGGAGUCCAUCGUGGAGCAGGAGGGGGAGGGGGCCAAGGUAGGGUCAAGCUUUGGGGCAGAGCAGCACAGACAGCCCUCCCUUGAUAUGUUCUCCAAGGGCAAGAACCCAGUCCCCCCGAGGAGCUGACUUCCAGAACCGCAUCCUUAGGUCUCAGCCCAGGCCCAGUCACAGCCCAAGCCUCUGGCCCAGUCACAGCACAAGCCUCUGGCCCAGUCACAGCACAAGCCUCUGGCCCAGAGACACAGAGGGCCUUGAGCCCACCUCCUCCACCUUUAUA